CUGAACCAGUUUUGAAGAGUUUGUCUUUUCAUAUGAUUUCUGGACUGAAACUGUUGAAGAUGUUUUGGAUUGUUUUGUUCUGUUUGUGUUUCUGGCGUCUAGAUGGUGUGUUUGGCGAUGAAAUUAAGCUUGUGAAACUGGGAGAUUCAGUCACUCUAAACUCUAGUCUGACUGAAUUAAUGGAUGAUGAUCAGAUUCUGUGGAGGUUUGGGAUUAAAAACAUUCUGAUAGCUGAAAUGAAUGUAACGGAUGACAACAUAACUCUAUAUGAUGAUGUUCUUGAUGGGAGAUUCAGAGACAGACUGACACUUGAUGAUCAAACUGGAUCUCUGACCAUCACAGACAUCACAAUGAAACACACUGGAGUUUAUCACGGAAUAGUGAUCAACCGUACGAGCGUGUCCAUCUUGCUUGCUAUCAAUGAUGAGAUAUCAGUACAGAAGGGGGAUUCAGUCACUCUGAACUCUGGUCUCACUGAAAUAAUGCAUGAUGAUCAGAUUAAUUGGAUGUAUAAGGCUGAAAAUGCUUUAACAACUGUGAGCAUUAAACGAGCUGACAGAAUGACUGUGUAUGAUGAUGUUCUUGGUGGGAGAUUCAGAAACAGACUGAAGCUGGACAAUCAGACUGGAUCUCUGACCAUCAUAAACAUCACAACUGAAGAUGCUGGAUGUUAUGCACUACUGAUACUUGGACCAAAAGAGUCAUUAAAAGCUUUCAGUGUUUCUGUCUAUAACUCUGUUCACUGUUGUGGUUUUACUGAAGCUGUGAUCCGAUUGGUCCUCUCUGCUCUGGUGGGCGUGGCUACUGUCAUUAUUCUGGUUUAUGACAUCAGAUCCUGAAGAGUUCAACAAGAUCAUGCAUCAGGUACAUGACUGAUA
This is a messenger RNA of Carassius auratus (goldfish), 878 nucleotides long. RefSeq lists its product as uncharacterized. The coding region runs from base 33 to 839 and encodes 268 amino acids. The transcript is spliced from 4 exons. The record is from RefSeq and is a predicted model, not a curated record. NCBI's taxonomy places the organism in Eukaryota, Metazoa, Chordata, Actinopteri, Cypriniformes, Cyprinidae.